Messenger RNA from Aspergillus costaricaensis CBS 115574, 625 nucleotides. RefSeq lists its product as uncharacterized. The coding region runs from base 47 to 625 and encodes 192 amino acids. The record is from RefSeq and is a predicted model, not a curated record. The transcript has 7 exons. NCBI's taxonomy places the organism in Eukaryota, Fungi, Ascomycota, Eurotiomycetes, Eurotiales, Aspergillaceae.
AUGAAAAAAAAUUCUGGUAAGACAGGGUGUUUGCUCAGGUAAUGCAAUGGCUUCUGGAAGAACCAAUUGUUCCACGAGCUCGACUACCAGCGAUGCAUUGCACCUCCAACAGACAGGACAUUCCACAGUGCUUCUUGGGCUGCCAGAAAGAUCGUCCUUCAAGUGUCAACACAGCAUAGCCAAGAGCAUAACAGCCGACCUGCAGGGGCAUGGCAAGAGUGGGAUCCACGGCACUCAGUCGAAGCAUCAUAGGAGGCGAAGUGGGUCGGUAUGCAUCGACAACGUCAACUGGCAGGCAAUUCAGGUUGGGGUCCGGAAAUUCCCCGAGAGUGCGGACGUGCCCAUUGCCAGCAUUUGUCACCGCAGAAUCGCUGCCACAUCAGGGACCACAGUUACGACAUGGGCCGCGACGGGUGCGGCAAAAGGAGUGGCCAAACGGGAGACGGUCGAUGCUAAGCCCUGUUCGGACCGAGGAUUAGGUACGGGAGACAGGGCCAGGAAGUCGGGAGGCAGUCCCAAAGACAAGGUUGGAGCUGAGAAAGUGGAACUCGAUGGACACCAUCCGAGCCAAUCAAGCAGGCAAAUGCAUUGUAGUGCGCAUCCAGGAAUCUUCAACGUGCGCUGA